Molecule: messenger RNA, 1044 nt
Organism: Aspergillus glaucus CBS 516.65
Lineage: Eukaryota; Fungi; Ascomycota; Eurotiomycetes; Eurotiales; Aspergillaceae
Exons: 2
Coding region: 1-1044 (347 amino acids)
Source: RefSeq, a predicted model, not a curated record
AUGGACCACGAUUUGAGCACAGCAAAGACUGGCAAGGGUCAGCGCGACUAUCUUCAUUUCGAAACCCGGUCCCCAUGGACCUUGGCGAACCUACGGACAGCACAACCAUGGAAGAGGAGCGAUGUGCCUUCAGAAAAGAAACCUAGAACUCUUUCCACCGGUAAAAGUGUGGCUUUUAUUCUAGCUUUGGCAGUUGGAAUUGCCUUGAUUGUCCUAGUAUCUGUUUUUGUCAUCUUUCGAAGGCGAUAUGGUCCGCGGUAUACGGUCCGAUGUUUCGUCACUGGGAAAUGCCCCAAGACAGAUCGACGAGCUCGAUCUGCUGUGCCGGUAUCCAUCGAAUCCGGGUUCCCAUGCAGAGAAACAUGCGCCAUCCGCAACCUGACGAGCGCAAAAACGAAAUCCGGGGACAGCAAGUGCGUGACAGGGACAGAUAAUCCCCAUCGGAUGUCCACACUGAGCCAGGCACAAACAGAGACCGAUGGCGGACAUUCAGCAGUGAUCGAUUCGAACCGUCUGAGUGUGCCACCGCGGGACUCCCAUCCAGAGAAGACACAAACGGAGAACAGAGAAAUUGGGAAUACUGGACGCAGGAAACCACCACCACCCGCCUUGCAACGAUCCGAUCUCCGCGCAGCGACAGAGCAACUAAGGGCCCUCGCCCCAACAAGUCCUAACUCCAGUCGAUUUACAACGAGCACUCAGUCCUCGGGCCCGCUACCAUCCAUCUACCGUAUGGCGCUGGAAUCCCGCAGCCACAAACGCAAUAGCAGCAACAAUACAAACUGCUGGUCCUUUAACCAGGACACACGCAGCGCAGUGGAUAGUGAGGACCGUGUGCUGAGUUUACCAUCGCCAUCGCCUAUGCUUCGGAAUAUCCUCCGGCCCAGCCCUAAACCCGAGCCGUCGCCUCCGCAUGUAUAUCGAAUGAUCCAGCGACCGCCGUCGGCUCAUCAUUGUGAUACGAGAGUACAUGAGAAUGAUGUUGUUUUGCCUAUGCUUCCACGGAGCAUUUUUGCCGUGAAUGAUCUUGUUGUUAGUAAAUAA